AUGGCAGACAAGAAGGCCGGCGGGACCGUCGUCAAAUGCGACGAAGUGUCCAAGAACCAGAUCUGGCGCGAGCACCUCAAGAAGGAACUCCUGAUGGAAGGCCCAUCCACGCCCUUCCAGUUCAACCCCAAAACUUUGAGCUCCGUGACGCCGAAACCGACCAUGAUGAAGCCAUCUGACUUUAGCCGCGCUGAUCCCAUCGGCACCGCGUCGAACGUUGUGGCUGAAAGGGUCAAGCAAAACGUGAAAAAGCCACAGGAGCUCUCCGAUGUCCCCAUGACAGAGGCCAUGAAAAUCGGGUGGGCCCACGAGCAAGCAUGGAAGAAUGGCCGGGGGGCAGUCACCAAGCGAUGGUACAGAGGGCGCGGCAGCACCGACGUGACGGAAUUCGCCGACAACUACUGCACGAUGGCCGGGUGCAGUCCAUUUGCAGACAAGUCGACGCGCUGA
Messenger RNA from Aphanomyces invadans, 450 nucleotides. RefSeq lists its product as hypothetical. Lineage: Eukaryota; Oomycota; Saprolegniomycetes; Saprolegniales; Verrucalvaceae. Gene Ontology annotation, cellular component: ciliary base. The transcript has 4 exons. Bases 1 to 450 code for a protein of 149 amino acids. The record is from RefSeq and is a predicted model, not a curated record.